Molecule: messenger RNA, 4614 nt
Organism: Cladocopium goreaui
Lineage: Eukaryota; Dinophyceae; Suessiales; Symbiodiniaceae
Source: the annotation of a GenBank genome assembly
AUGAUCGCGGCCAAUCCCCCGCCCGACUUCGCACGGCGUGAACUACAGAAGAUCCUGGAGAGGGAGGGGCCUAUGGCGUUCCACGCCUUUCUGGAUGACUGGGGCAUCCGCUUGAGGCCUCAGGAGUUGAUCGAGAUUAGUUGGUUCCUAUCGCCUCGUGAAGAGCAUAUCUUCCUGGCUACAGUGCCCGACGCCAGCGAAGCCUCCUGGGCCCAGGGAUUCUGGGCUCCACCCGGGAGGUUGUUGGAGCUCUACCAGAAACAGGAGUUGGACCUGACCUGGGCAGAGUGGUAUUUGCUGCACGAGUUGUGUCAAGAGUUGCCUCAGUUCCAUGGCUUGCCCGAUUUGGUGGCAAAGUCUGGCAGCUGCUUGUGGUCAGGGCAAGCUCUCCAUUUGGUUCCUUUGUCACCACAUUCUUUGCUGCUCCCAGGGGAUGAGGACCAUCCGCAGUGCCCAGGGAAACGCGGUCAACGUCAUCGCUUGCACUUGAAAGCAAAAUUUCUGGUGAAUCGACAACGCUUGGUGGAACAUUUUCCAUGCUUUGGCUGGGUGGGUGCAGAUGUGCACAAGUUCCGAAUGGACAACUCGAACAUCCUUCGACCUCGCGUGUUCCCUGGCACCAUUUUCUGGUCUGGCGGUCUGAUCGCCAAUCUUCCACUUCCGGGAUUUUCCUGGUCAAGUAGCUCUAUUUCCCAUUUGUGGAGCUACGAAGGGUUUCUGGAGGAUGUGCGUGUGGUGGUGGAGGGUAUUACUGGCCUACUUGCCAUCUCCUCUGGAAGAAGCAUUCACAUCUUGGAUCCCUACACUCCGGCGAAGCCGCGUGUCUCUUGGAUGGAUGCGCACAAGGACACGAUCUAUGCCAUGCAUUUUGACCCGCAGACGGGGGUCCUCUUCAGCUCCGGUAAGGACCGGUGCAUCAAGGCAUGGGAAGUUCUGAACGAAGAGCUGUCGCUGAUGGGCACGGCUCCAGAGGCACAUCAGAACUGGGUAAUGGCCAUCCAGUUCAACCCCCAGAACAGGCUGAUGAUCACUGCUGGCGUUGAUGGUUUGGUGCGUGCCUGGCGCUUUGACAGUAGCGGCAAUUUCUCAGCUCUGGCAACCUCUGAAGAGGUUCAUGCAGAUGGGAUUUUGAGUCUUUGUUCAAAUAUGGCUUCAAAUAUUUCCAUCAGCUCUGGAAAAGAUGGAUGUUUGCAGCUCUGGCGUUAUCAGCCUGGCACUCUCCGUCAGGUAGCUUGCGAGGCUGACUGCAACCAUCAGGGCUGGGUGAGGGAUCUGCAGUUUGAUCCAUCGAGUGGAUUAGUGGUGAGCUCUGGUGAUGAUGGGGCGAUUCGUGUGUUCCGGUACAAGGAGGAGUGCUUCACAGCUAUAGCCGAGAUGCUCGAAGCGCACCCGAGUGGCAUCUUGGGUUUGCAGUUCUGCUCAAAGACGAUGCGUGUGCUCAGCGCGGGCGAAGACGGAUCGGUGAGAUCUUGGGCUUUGGAUUGCGAUGCCAAGAACAUCGUCCUGCAGGGGAAGGUGGAAGAUGCGCAUGAUGGUAAAACGGUUUCCCAUAUUCAGUAUGACUCCAGAAGCAAGCUGGUUGUUACAGCUGGCUCGGAUCUACACUUGCGUGCUUGGCUUCUGAGUGAUGAUCUGACCUUCACUGCAAUGGCGUCCUGCCAAGAAGUGGCUCCCAGCCCCUUCACCAUCCAUGUGCCGGACGACGUGUUGGAGGACCUCCGUUUGCGGCUGCAACGUGCGCGGCUGGUGCCCGACAAUGUGGGAGCGGGCUUGCGGGAUCCCAACGGAGCUUGGUCCUAUGGAACGGACAAGGUGACAUUGGAAGAAUAUGUGUCGCACUGGCUCAACAAAUUUGACUGGCGUCAGCAGGAAAAGAAGUUGAACUCGUUUCCACACUUCACUUUGCCCGUGAAUGGCCUCAAGACCCACUUCAUCCACCAGCGUUCGACGGACCCCAAUGCUAUCCCGCUGUUGUUGGUCCACGGCUGGCCCGGAUCCAUUGUGGAAUUCCUGAAGUUGCUGCCGCUUCUGAAGCGUUUCCACGUGGUGGCCCCCAGCAUCCCGGGCUACGGCUGGAGCGAGGCGCCCAGAGAGCCAGGGGCCUCGGUUGUUUUCAUGGCGGAACAUUUUGCGGAGCUGAUGCGAUUGUUGGGCUAUCGCCACUACUGCGCGCAAGGUGGCGAUUGGGGUGCGGUGAUUACCAGCCAACUGGCUGCCAGGCACCCGGAAAGCUGCGUGGCGCUGCAUGUGAACAUGUGUGUAGCAGUGCCAUCGACUUUGCCUGACAUGCUGAAGGCGAUCUUCACCAUCCCAUUCUGGACAAAGGCAGAAUGGGACGGUUUGAAGAGCACCUACUACUUCCACAAGUACGAGAGUGCUUAUCAGAAGAUCCAGGGUACGAAACCACAAUCCUUAGGUUAUGGUCUCAAUGACAGCCCUGUGGGAUUACUGGCUUGGAUCUUGGAGAAAUUUCAGACGUGGAGUGACAACCACGGGGGACGACCAGAAGACAGUGGUUUGACCAUGGAUGAAAUCUUGAGCGAUGUGAUGGUCUACUGGACGACGCAAAGUAUCACCUCCAGCUGCAGGCUCUACUACGAAACUCUGGGCUUGCACCCGCCGCAGCCCGGCAUACGCAGCUUUUCGCCCAACAAAGCGAUGGGGACCUACGUGGCAGUGCCCACUGGAGUCAUUUGGUCCCCGGCGGAGAUCAUCAAAGUGCCAAGGAAGGUGGCAGAACUUUGCUUCAACAUCAAGCAUUGGUCCACCCCUAGCCGGGGCGGCCACUUCUUUGCCUUCGAACAGCCGGAGCUGAUGGCCGAAGACUUGAAUCGCUUCUUCUUUGAGGUGAUACAUUUUCCAGAUUGCGUGUCCGAGGCCGCAUCUUCCACACGGGGACGCGGCUGGUGGCUGCUACUGGGCCUAGCUGCUGGUGGUGGAUUGUUGGCCCUGCGCAGUGAGGGCAUUCUGGCGUUACAACUGGAUUCGGAAGAGGAUAUUUGCAACUUGGAUGAUCUGGAUGUCCUGCCCGGGAGUUAUUGCGCGCAUGCGGACAGCAGCAUCACGGUUUGGCAGGUGGACGUUGGACAAGGCCAGCUGCGACACAUUGCCACAGAGGCCGAUGCUCACAGUGGCCGCAUUUUGGCCUUCUCCUUCACACAGGUGUCGAAGAUGCUUUGGACUGCAGGUGUGGACAAGGCGAUUCGUGCCUGGCAGCUACAGGGCCAGGAGCUGCGAAUGGUCAGUCGAUCCACGCAGUUCCUGAACAGUGGAGUGCUGGCACUCGCCUACGAUGCGAAGACAGGCAUUGUGCUUUCUGCUGGUAUGCGCGGUGAUAUCAAAGCAUGGCGACAUAGUGGUGAUCGCUUGGUGCCCAUCGAGCUCGAAUCUGUGGAUCACAGUGAGGGGCUGUUGAUGCUUCAGUUCGCUGGAUCGACGGUGAUCAGCGGUGGCCUAGAUGGAGCUUUAAGGGCCUGGCGUUUGACCUUAGCCUCCGUGAAACGUGUCAACGAGCCCAUGAAAGCGCACCAAGGUUGGAGUCGUGCCAUACACUACGAUCUGAAGAACGGCUAUGUGGCCAGCUGUGGGGACGAUGGCCAUGUGAAGGCUUGGACUUUGGACGGCGAGACCUUGAGACCUGCGGGAAGCGCGCUGGGAGCCCAUCCUGAUGGCGCACGUGGCGUGCUCAUCAAUGGAGGUCAUGGCUUAGUGCUCAGUUGUGGCGACGAUGGAGUCAUCAAGGCCCUCAAGAUGACAGAUUGGGCCUCCGAGCUGGUGAGUUCCGGCGAUCAUCCUGGCCCUGUCUUCAACUUGCAGUACUUUGACCCGCAGGUGGUGAGUUGCAGUGUGGAUGGGACUAUCAAGGCAUGGAAAAUGGAUCGUGAAGGCGCCUUGAAGUUCCAUGCCCAGUCAGCAGAAGAAUCACGGCCGACGCUCGCCAUGAAGUACGACCCCAGCACUCGCACGAUUUUCACAGCGGGCUUUGAUGGAGCAGUUCAAGUCUGGAGGUUGGAGGACCAUGGCAUUACUUUGCUGAGCUCCAUUCAGGCCCAUGAAGGUACCAUCCGAACCAUGCAGUUUGAUCGACCAGCGCGCACCUUGGUAACAGCUGGGGAGGAUGGAGCCUUGCGGGCUUGGCGCUUCAAGGAUGGGAAAUUGGCUAAACUGGCCGUACUGGAGGAGGCUGUGGGUAGCGAGAUUCACGUCAUCGCAUAUCUUGGCCGCAAAAACAUGGUCAUCGCCGCCUGCGCGGAUGCAUCACUGAGGGCAUGGGAGAUGGUGAACAAGACCUUCAAGGAGGUGUGCAAAGUGGAAACGGCCCACGUAAACGUGAUCAACGCGAUGCACUACAAUGCUGAGCUAAGCACCAUCUUUACUGCCUGUCAUUCGGUGCGAAUAUGGAAGUUCGAGUCAAAGUUGUCGGAACUCCAUCACCUUCCAACUCCCUUCGGCCAGCACUCGGUCACCGCGCUGCGCUACAGUCAUGCCCUGAGUUUGUUGGUGGGUUGCAGCACCACAGGUGCCAUAUCAUCCUGGUUUUACUGUGGAAGUGGUCCACCGUUGGCGCUGUGGCAAGUGGAAAGUGCCCACGUGCGCGGCACUGUAUCGGAAUGA